UUGGUUGCAGAGUUGAUUCGCUUGAACGAUCCACCCACAGUUUGAAGGAGCUUUAAAUUAUGGGCCAUUAUUAGUCUUUGGAAAAGGACAGUUUGCAGUUUCUUGGGGUGCUUGAUUUCUCGCCAUAGUCAUGAGUAGCUCACCAACUUUGUCUAAAGGUGAAGUGAUAACAGCUCUGUCUGUCACUGCUGGAGCCAUGGCCAUCGGGUUCCUGAUCCACAAAACACUGUUUUCCAAAUCCAAAUGCACGAAGCCAAAAGUGAACCUGGACCUUCAGAAAGACAACCCCAAAGUGGUGCAUGCUUUCGAUAUUGAGGAUCUGGGGGAUAAGGCUGUGUACUGUAGAUGUUGGAGAUCUAAGAAGUUUCCAUACUGUGAUGGUGCUCAUGCAAAACACAAUCAGGAGACGGGGGACAACGUGGGCCCACUGAUCAUUAAAAGAAAGGAUGCAUGAGUGUGAAACUUGUUCUACUCACAUUCGACGUUUGCAAUCCCAUUAAAGCACUGAUGGAGAUUAAUAUAUAUUUGCCUCACUUGUGACUAAGCUCGUCAUCUGAUUUUAGGGUUUAUCUUGUCAUAGCUGCCUGUGUCUUAACGGUCAUCAUGCAUCAGGGUCUUAUUCUCUUCUUGACUUAGUGCAGGUGUAUAUAUUGAGAAAUAAAUAUAUUUUUUUCUCCCCAAAAGAUCAAUACUUACAUUUGAAUCUUGAUGUUAUGUAAUGAAAUUAGAACUAAUUUUUUUCCUUCUGAUUCGUCUUCUGAUCUCUAGUGGCUUCUCUGCUGAUUGUAAGGCUUUGUGAAAUUGCUCUAACAAUGUUGACAAAAGCACUUAAGAGUGAAUGCAUCACAGAGUGUACAUUUGAAAGCCAUGAAAAUAAAUAAACCGAAAAAAAAGUACAUGAACUGUAAGAAA
This is a messenger RNA of Tachysurus vachellii, 912 nucleotides long. RefSeq names its product CDGSH iron sulfur domain 1 (gene cisd1). The transcript is spliced from 3 exons. Gene Ontology annotation, cellular component: mitochondrial outer membrane; intracellular membrane-bounded organelle. Bases 131 to 454 code for a protein of 107 amino acids. Gene Ontology annotation, molecular function: 2 iron, 2 sulfur cluster binding. Lineage: Eukaryota; Metazoa; Chordata; Actinopteri; Siluriformes; Bagridae. The record is from RefSeq and is a predicted model, not a curated record. Gene Ontology annotation, biological process: regulation of autophagy.